Messenger RNA from Rhincodon typus (whale shark), 1340 nucleotides. RefSeq names its product ERO1-like protein alpha. The coding region runs from base 1 to 906 and encodes 301 amino acids. Gene Ontology annotation, molecular function: FAD binding; thiol oxidase activity; protein-disulfide reductase activity. Gene Ontology annotation, cellular component: endoplasmic reticulum membrane; endoplasmic reticulum. Lineage: Eukaryota; Metazoa; Chordata; Chondrichthyes; Orectolobiformes; Rhincodontidae. The record is from RefSeq and is a predicted model, not a curated record. The transcript has 11 exons. Gene Ontology annotation, biological process: protein folding in endoplasmic reticulum.
AUGCUCAUACAUGAACACUCUCCAGAUGCUGAAUAUGUAGAUCUGCUUCUCAACCCCGAACGUUACACAGGCUAUAAAGGUCCAGAAGCAUGGAAAAUCUGGAACAGUAUCUAUGAAGAAAACUGUUUCAAGCCAAACUCCAUUAGAAGACCAUUCAACCCAUUGCUUCCUGGCAGAGGUGAUGAAGGUGGAAGCUUCUAUAGCUGGCUGCAAGGAUUGUGUUUAGAGAAGAGAUCAUUCUAUCGAGCAGUUUCCGGUCUGCAUACAAGCAUCAACAUACAUCUUAGUGCACGAUAUCUAUUACAAGAUACCUGGUACAAAAGAAAGUGGGGACACAACAUCACAGAAUUCAAGCAGCGAUUUGAUGCACAGAUUACCAAGGGAGAAGGACCACGGAGACUCCGAAAUCUUUAUUUCUUGUACCUCAUAGAGUUGAGGGCUUUAGCUAAGGUGUUGCCUUACUUUGAGCGUUCUACCUUCCAACUUUACACAGGAAACAACGCACAGGAUACAAAAAAUAAAAAACUUCUUCUGGAAAUUCUUCAGUUGGCUAAAUCAUUUCCCUUUCCCUUUGAUGAACAUUCCUUGUUUGCUGGGGAAAAAAAGGAAGCUGAAAAUCUCAAGGAAGAAUUUCGUCUGCAUUUCAAAAACAUUUCAAAAAUAAUGGAUUGUGUUGGUUGCUUUAAAUGUAGACUCUGGGGCAAGCUUCAGACACAGGGAUUGGGUACUGCUUUGAAAAUCCUGUUCUCAGAGAAACAAAUAAAAAACUUACCAGACUCUGGUCCAUCUCAAAGAUUCCAUCUAAAGCGUCAAGAUACUGUUGCACUCCUUAAUGCUUUCGGAAGGAUUUCCACAAGUAUCUGGGAGCUUCAGAACUUCACAGAGUUACUGGAAGCUGUACAAUAAUGACUCCAAACUGCCCCUUAGCUGUUAAGUCAAAGGACAAUUUUAUCCCCUCAUUAAUGUCACAUAAUUUUUGCAACAAAGAAAUGUAAUUGAAUUCUCCAGCUAAAGGCUGUAACUUUUUUUUUAAAAAAAUCACUGAUCACUCCUGGGCAGCUGCCCAAAUUUUGCUGAAUGUGAAAAUGAAUUGAAGUUGAGCCAUGUUGUGCUGUAAAAUAGCUUGCUAUACGGAGGGAAUAUCACUGAUUAUUCUGUACCUUUCAACUGCUAAACAUUCUAAUCUAAAUAUUGGCAAAUGUGUUGCAGAUAUUUGAUUCCAAAUGUUUACACGGGUGAAAUGUUACUGAUUUUUAAACUCAUGUUGAGUUUACAAAAAUGCACUGUUCGCAAACAUUUUUUUUUGAUUUGAGUUAUUGAAAACGCAACUUGGUAAUAAA